Anopheles coluzzii is the source of this 2103-nucleotide messenger RNA. RefSeq names its product myophilin (gene Chd64). NCBI's taxonomy places the organism in Eukaryota, Metazoa, Arthropoda, Insecta, Diptera, Culicidae. The transcript has 2 exons. The record is from RefSeq and is a predicted model, not a curated record. Gene Ontology annotation, molecular function: protein binding. The coding region runs from base 296 to 862 and encodes 188 amino acids.
GUGCGUGUUCCGCUAUUCAAUUCUUCAAGUGCCGUGUUCGCGUUCGGACGUUUCUCUCUCUCGCUCCGCUCGUAGUGUUUGCACUUUUGUCACCGCCGCUUCUCCGCACAAGACAGACCGUUUCCCGCGUGUGUCCGCACUGCCUUCCGUGCAAGCUCCCACCCCGCAGUUCUACCGAACGACUAGUAGAAAACCCUUCUCCGGAAUCGGAUUAAACAGAACAAAAAACAGACAUCCCCGUGUGUUUGUGUGCAGUGCAAUACAACAACACAACAACAACAACAACAGAACCACCAUGUCGACGCAUCGUGCACCGAAAUCCGGAUUCGCCGCCGAAGCUCAGCGAAAGAUCAACUCCAAGUACAGCGAGGAGCUGGCCGCCGAAUGUCUGGAAUGGAUCAAGGAGGUGACCGGCGAGCCGAUCAACACGUCCGGCGAUAUGGACAACUUUUUCGAGGUGCUGAAGGACGGUACCGUGCUGUGCACGCUCGCGAACGCCAUCGAAGCGGGCACGGUGAAGAAGGUCAACACGAGCAAGAUGGCGUUCAAGUGCAUGGAGAACAUCUCCGCGUUCCUGGAGGCGGCGAAGAAGUUCGGCGUGCCGCCGCAGGAAACCUUCCAGAGCGUGGACCUGUGGGAGCGGCAGAAUCUCAACUCGGUCGUCAUCUGCGUCCAGUCGCUCGGGCGCAAGGCGGGCAAGUACGGCAAGCCCUCGAUCGGCCCGAAGGAGGCGGACAAGAACGAGCGCCAGUUCAGCGACGAGCAGCUGCGGGCCGGCCAGACCGUCAUCUCGCUGCAGUACGGCUCGAACAAGGGCGCCACCCAGAGCGGCAUCAACUUUGGCAACACCAGACACAUGUAAGGUGCUAGUGUGUGUGCGUCGUAACAACUCACAAGAACUCACAGGGGGGUUUAGUGGUACGUUAAAUCGACCCGAAAAAGAAAAACCCCUCUUCUUUUGGUGCGCAUACCGACCUAAUCAAACGCGGGGGGUGAGCGGGAAAAGGUCCAAGACACAGGAUGCCAACGAAUUCCACAAUCCACAAUUCACAUUCCAGAAAGCUGAAAGUGCAUUUUGUUACAAAACGUAGGAACAAACACAAAAGGGAUACAAGUUAUAGCAAUUACGUACCUCUUUUUUUAACAAAAGAAAAGUAAACGAAACGAUAGCGCCUUAGCAAAUGGAGAGACACUCUUUUUCCCUCCGCCUUAGUGUGUAGCUCGUGCAGUAGUGGUAGCACGGGGGAUGGCACGGUGCCCGUAGCAUUAUUUACUAAACCGUGCUCUUCCGUGAGUCUAAUAUUAUACACACGUUUACCUCUACUCAAAAAAAGGUAUUUUCCAAGCUUCCGUAUCGUAGCCAGAGUCGUUAACAUUCCUCCAACAAACAAUAUAAAAACGGAUAAGGAUAUUCAAACAAAUUCAAAGGAAAACAUAAAGAUUAGGCAUUGUUAAACACAUUCCGUAGAGCUUGUUGAAAAGAAAGCGAAAACCCAUAUAUGAACGUAGAUCACGACAUUUUCACAGUAGGAGAGGGCAAAUUAGGUAGCUAGCGUUUAAGGCGCGCCCCACACCACUUGCUAGACGGACGGCUAGACAGGCCGGAAACCAUUAGGCGCGCAAGUAAUUAUACACUGUUGUAUCGCGGACACAUCCCGCUGCUGUCUGCGACCCGCUCGGGAAGCAAAAAGGAUGUGCCGUUUUCUGCCAUGGUUGCUUAGUUUUUCCUUCUCGGUAUGACCGAGGUUUUUGUUCAUCAUUUGACACAUACACGACACGGGACGAAUAAGAAGCGACUGUGCAUCUCACUCUGUACUGUGGGUGCUUUUCAUAUGCACUUUAGCUCUUAAAUCGUGCUGUUCAAAAUUAAGCAUAAAUAUGAUUUGCGAUGCGGCCCUGUUGAGCGAAUGAUUAUAGGAAUGUGCUUCCCGAAGCCAACGGCAUAAAUUGUUUUUUUUGAGCUCGCGUUUUUUUUCAUCCAGGGCUUUGAACCAUUUAUUUUUUGCGUUUCUCUUGUGUUUUAGUUUGUGAAAUCAUUUACCACGCACCGAAGGUCGUAAAUUAUUGAAAGUAUACAAUAAUAUAUGUUUUGUUUAAAUGUAA